CUUAAAUACUUUUCUUCAUCUACCAAUUCCUUCUCUUUAAUAAGGACUAUAACAAUGUCAAGUUGAUUUUCCUGAAAUAGAAUUCCACUUCCAAUUUUUCACAUAUGGCUCCCUGUUUCCUCUCCUAUGCUUUGGCUUUGCUCUUAUUCUUUCUAAUAGAGCUUUCUGGCUCUAUAGUGUCUGGUCGGGUUCGCUUGGGUUCAAGAUUGUUAGCUAAAGAGAACCAAGCAUGGUUUUCUGACAAUGGAACCUUUGCUUUGGGCUUCACACCAGCAGCAGACUCUAAUGAUCAAUAUCAAUUGGCAAUUUGGUUUGCACAACUUCCAGGAGACACAACCAUGGUUUGGUCUCCUAAUAUAAAUUCACCAGUGAGCAAAGAUGCAACCUUGGAGUUUGACACCACAGGAAAUCUCAUGUUGAUGGAUGGAGACACCACAGUUUGGGCAUCAAACACCUCGGAAGCAGGCGUCGAGUUAGCUGUCAUGUCUGAAAAUGGCAACUUCAUUCUCUACAGCACCAACCUAAGCGUCGCAUGGCAAAGCUUUGCAUAUCCAUCUGAUACUCUCCUACCUGGUCAACCCUUAACAGUUUCACUAGAAUUAACAUCAACAAAAUCAUCUUCUCAUGGCGGUUACUAUACUUUAAAAAUGUUGCAGCAGCCUACUUCACUAAGCCUUGCAUUGACCUAUAAUGUGCCUAAGUCAUACACCUCGUCGCCUGAAUCUUACAGCAACUUUUCUUAUUGGUCAGGACCUGAAAUAUCAAAUGUGACUGGAGAUGUUAUUGCAGUGUUGAGUAAAGCAGGAAGCUUUGGUAUGGUUUAUGGCUCAUCUUCAGAUGGAGCAGUUUAUGUAUAUAAAAAUGAUGGAGAUUAUGGAGGCCUAUCGUCGGAUGUAAAUCAAAGGAAUUCUAAUGCACUAUCUGUUCUUCGUCGAUUAACCCUCGAGGUUAAUGGAAAUAUACGUUUGUAUCGAUGGGAUAAUGAUGUGAAUGGAUCAAGGCAAUGGGUUCCAGAGUGGGCAGCUGUGUCCAAUCCAUGUGAUAUUUCUGGAAUUUGUGGCAAUGGGAUAUGUAAUUUAGACAGAAGCAAGACGAAUGCUUCUUGCACAUGUUUGCCAGGGACUUCUAAGGUGGGAAAUGAUGUCUCAUGUUCAGGAAAUUCUUCAGUGGCAGGGAAAUGUGGACCUCGGCAUGAAAACUUGAUGUCUCAGUUCAAGAUUUCUACUGUUCAGAAAACAAAUUAUUAUUUCUCAGAAUCAUCUGUCAUAGGAAAUUAUAGUGAUAAAGGGACUGUGUCCAAAUGUGGUGAUGCUUGCUUAUCAAACUGUGAUUGUGUUGCUUCUGUUUACGGCCUCAGUGAGGAGAAGGCUUAUUGUUGGUUACUCAGGAGCAUGGAAUUUGGUGGAUUUGAGGAUCCUGUUUCAACUUUAUUUGUGAAGGUUGAGGCCAAUGCCUCAGCAUCUGGAGCAAGCGGUAGCAGAACACCUGGGGAUUCAUCAGAUGAGUCACAAAGUACGCACGAGAAGGUUUUGGUACUUCCUAUAGUCCUGAGCAUGGCAGUUCUUAUUGGCCUGCUCGGUUGUUUGUUAUAUAUUAAUAUCCAUAGAAAAAGAUCCUUCAAGAGGGCACUUGAGAGCUCUUUGCUUUUGUCAGGAGCUCCAGUUAGUUUCAGCUACCGCGACCUGCUAGGUUGGACUACCAAUUUUUCCCAGUUACUUGGAACAGGUGGAUUUGGCAGUGUAUACAAGGGAUGCCUAAAAGAUGGAACAUUAAUUGCAGUAAAGAAACUUGAUAAAGUUUCACCUCAUGGGGAGAAGGAAUUCGUAACAGAGGUUAAAACCAUUGGCUCUAUGCAUCAUUUGAACUUGGUUCGUCUAUGUGGAUACUGUUCUGAGGGAACUCAAAGGCUGCUAGUUUAUGAAUUCAUGAAAAAUGGUUCUUUGGACAACUGGAUAUUUCAUUCACUUAGUACAAGAGAUAGACUACUAGAUUGGUCAUCACGUUUCCGCAUAGCAGUUGGUACUGCACAAGGGAUAGCCUAUUUUCAUGAGCAGUGUAGGGACAGAAUAAUACACUGUGACAUCAAGCCAGAGAACAUACUUCUGGAUGAGAAUUUCUGCCCUAAGGUAUCUGAUUUUGGACUAGCUAAGUUAAUGGUGAGAGAGAACUCCCACGUUGUCACUAUGGUCCGAGGAACCAGAGGUUAUUUAGCUCCCGAAUGGGUCAGCAAUCGUCCUAUUACUGUAAAAGCUGAUGUUUACAGCUAUGGUAUGCUUCUUCUAGAGAUUGUUGGUGGCCGGAGAAAUCUCGAUAUGACUUGUGAUGCAGACGACUUCUUUUAUCCCGGAUGGGCUUACAAGGAGAUGACUAGUGGAACACCCGUAAAAGUUGUAGACAGGCGACUUAAAGGAGCAGCAGAAGAAAAAGAGGUAAUGAGAGCAUUGAUGGUUGCUUUCUGGUGUAUUCAGGAUGAGGUUUCAAACAGGCCUUCCAUGGGAGAAGUGGUGAAGAUGUUGGAAGGAUCGGUUGACAUUAAUAUGCCACCAAUGCCACAGACAGUUUUGGAGUUAAUAGAGGAAGGCUUAGAUCAUGUAUACAAGUCAAUGAAGAGGGAGCUGAAUCAGUUUUGUUCCUUCUCCGUCGCUACUCAUCCAUCAUCUUAUGCUACAUGCAGUCACUCCACUAUCUCACCUAGAUAGCUCAAGGUGAAAUGGAACUCAUCUCAAAGUUUUUUGUUAUGAUUAUGCAAUUUUGCAUAUUCUUUGAUUGUUUCAUUUCCCUUCUCCCCCAUUCCUGGCCUAACCCCUCCCAAAAAAAAUCCCAAGGAAAAAAAGAGAGGGACAAAUCCACUUUUGUAUCAUGUGUUUCAACAGCAUCAUACACACUUUCCAGGAACUCACUGAUUGCUUCUCUUUA
Messenger RNA from Nicotiana attenuata, 2916 nucleotides. RefSeq names its product G-type lectin S-receptor-like serine/threonine-protein kinase At5g24080. Gene Ontology annotation, biological process: protein phosphorylation; recognition of pollen. Lineage: Eukaryota; Viridiplantae; Streptophyta; Magnoliopsida; Solanales; Solanaceae. The record is from RefSeq and is a predicted model, not a curated record. Gene Ontology annotation, molecular function: ATP binding; protein serine/threonine kinase activity. The transcript has 5 exons. Bases 105 to 2699 code for a protein of 864 amino acids.